Molecule: messenger RNA, 1302 nt
Organism: Trachemys scripta elegans
Lineage: Eukaryota; Metazoa; Chordata; Testudines; Emydidae
Gene: FAM131C
Product: family with sequence similarity 131 member C
Exons: 7
Coding region: 97-1014 (305 amino acids)
Source: RefSeq, a predicted model, not a curated record
UCGGGCAGGCGGCGGAGCUGGCUUGGGAACAGACGAGCCGGGGAGAGAAGAGAUGAGCCCCCAGCUGUCCAUGAGGCGGAUGAAGAGAAGCCCCCCAUGAUGGGGUCCUGCGUGUCCCAAGAAUUCUUCACAAGUGCUCAGAAGGAAUAUUCCAUCGCCAGCCACCCACAGUGCCCUCCUUCCACCCACCAUGACAGUCAGCAAGUGCCUGCAGCUGCCCUGGAGAAGAAUAACAGCAAGGAAAACCAGAUGGAUUUCUGCUGGGACCCUCUGCAGAAAUGUUUCAAGACAUCCAGUGGGAUCCUCUCCGAUUCCAAAUUCGGCUCCAGCGGUUACAACGUCACGGCCCUGGCGACCUCCUCUCUGGUGGGGUUAGUCCAGACCAUAAAGGACCACAUCACCAAGCCCACCGCCAUGGCUCGCGGCCGGGUGGCCCACCUCAUCGAGUGGAAAGGCUGGAGCGCCCCCCAGGUGGGCUGCGAGCCGUGGCUGACGGAGGAAGAGCACUACUCCUACCUCACGGACGAGCUGAGGGAGGCACGCUUUGCAGCAGGGGUCGCUGAACAAUUCGCCAUCACCGAGGCCACCCUGAGCGCCUGGUCCUCGCUAGACGAUGAAGAAAUGAAUUACGGGGGCAGCUCCCAGGAGAUCGUACAGCUUCAAGACUUGGAGAGCAUCUACCUGCAGGAGAAGCUGGUGCUGAGUCCCCAGGUGAUAAGUAGCCCCAACCUGGAAGGCAGCCUGCCCGCCUGCUCCUCCUCCACCCACACCUCUCCCAUACCCUGGGUGCACUCCGGAGUGGACAGGUGGACCUCGACCCACCCCUUCCCCGGGGCUCUCCCCUGCGGCUCCCCGCGGACCGGGAGCUCCCGGGCAGACAGCUCGGAGAAGGAGCAGGCCUGCGCGGGGAGAGAGCAGGAGGGCACGACCAGCGUCGGCCAGAAGCGGCUCAGCAACUCCCUGCACUACGUGGACAGCAGCUCCCUCUCGGAGGACGAAGUGUUUUAUAACUAGGUCCCCCGCCCCUCCCCGGGACAGGAAGGGGGGCCGGGGCUGCCCUGAGGAUGGCGCGAGGGGCCCUGCCGAGCUGGCUAGUUCCAGCUCCCUGGAUGCUGCUGGGAGCAGUGAUUAGAAGCCGCCUAUUGGUUUGAGACAGUGCGGCAAGGCAACACCAACAGCAUCCGUCCUACCGGUGACCGCUGGGGCUGCCUGGCCCUUUAGAGGCGGCAUUCGCUGGACUGGGCCGGUUGCACCGAGUCUGGGGCUGAGAUUGGUUUUCCUUCGGCCAAGGCUGCUGAGCUG